Myxocyprinus asiaticus (Chinese sucker) is the source of this 1445-nucleotide messenger RNA. RefSeq names its product ATP-dependent Clp protease proteolytic subunit, mitochondrial-like. The transcript is spliced from 7 exons. NCBI's taxonomy places the organism in Eukaryota, Metazoa, Chordata, Actinopteri, Cypriniformes, Catostomidae. The record is from RefSeq and is a predicted model, not a curated record. Bases 170 to 973 code for a protein of 267 amino acids. Gene Ontology annotation, biological process: protein quality control for misfolded or incompletely synthesized proteins. Gene Ontology annotation, molecular function: ATP-dependent peptidase activity; ATPase binding; serine-type endopeptidase activity. Gene Ontology annotation, cellular component: endopeptidase Clp complex.
CGCAAACGGUGACUUACUCUCGUAACACGCUAGUUGACCGUUACGCUCUUUCCUAUUGUAGAGCCGCGGAGUUUGAUAUCUACAUAAAGAAUCUCUGGUUUCACGAUCAAGCUGCCGAAUAGCACAUCCGGGUGAACAGAGGUCUUGUGGAGGGUUGCUUAACAGAAACAUGUUAUUGCGAUGGGUCUUACAAGGUGGUGUUUCUGCACUCAAAGGACGUCGGUGCAUUCACCAGAGUGCGCCAUGGAGAAGUCUACUUAUACCUAUCGUGGUGGAGCAGACGGGGCGAGGAGAGCGUGCCUAUGAUAUCUACUCAAGGCUACUUAGAGAGAGAAUCAUCUGUGUGAUGGGCCCAAUUGAUGACUCUGUGGCCUCUCUGGUUAUCGCUCAGCUGCUCUUCCUCCAGUCAGAGAGCAAUAACAAGCCUAUUCACAUGUACAUCAACAGUCCUGGUGGUGUAGUUACAGCUGGACUUGCGAUCUAUGACACCAUGCAGUACAUCUUAAAUCCCAUUUCUACCUGGUGUGUGGGCCAGGCUGCCAGUAUGGGCAGCCUGCUUUUGGCUGCAGGAACUGGAGGAAUGAGGCAUUCUUUGCCUAAUGCCCGGAUCAUGGUGCACCAGCCCUCUGGAGGUGUUAGGGGGCAAGCAACAGAUAUUGCCAUCCAGGCAGAGGAGAUUCUUAAGCUAAAAAGACAGAUCAACAACAUCUAUUCCAAACACACAGGACAGCCUUUGGAGACUAUAGAGGGCGUGAUGGAGAGAGAUCGGUACAUGAGUCCAGUGGAAGCGCAGGAUUUCGGGAUCAUAGACAAGGUCUUGGUUCAUCCUCCACAGGCUGGGCAAGAUGAGCCAGAACUUGUUCAGAAAGAACCCACCAGCUCUGCAAGCGCCUCCACUACCCCUCAACCUCAGGCCUCUGAGCCAGGCCAGCCUGGCAGCAACCCUACCUCCUCCUACAAACCUGAACCCUGAAAUAGACUCCAGACAGGAGCGAGUAAACAACUGUUCUAGUGGUUCAGACUGUCUCUGUUGGGAGAUAUUUGAGGGGACAGUCACCAGCUCACACACCACAUCUGAACCCAGUGACCUUCCUUUUUGUAUUUGACAUUUUUUGGAAAGUCUCACUAAGUGGACUUCUGAGACACAGCACUGGAAUCUGGACAUUACAGGUGCAUGUGUAGAGAAGUGUGGAACUCAAAUUUGUAUACUGCAUAGAAAAAUAUCUCUAGAAAGACAUUAGGUUAAUUGUAAACAAACUGGAUGGCAUCACAAGAUACAGUACAGCAUUUGAUGUCUUUAUAUUCUGUGGAUGAGGUGUGUUACCAUGCCACAUAAUAUACUUUUGGUUGUAAAUGUGCCUCGUUUAAAUAUAAUCCCUGUCAAGCAAGAUUUUUGUAGAUGAUGUAUCAAAUAAAUAAUUAGGAAAAAAUUGUUGGUUUUCCUU